Amborella trichopoda is the source of this 3476-nucleotide messenger RNA. The record is from RefSeq and is a predicted model, not a curated record. NCBI's taxonomy places the organism in Eukaryota, Viridiplantae, Streptophyta, Magnoliopsida, Amborellales, Amborellaceae.
GCCUCCACCAUACGCAUCUUCUUUGUAGUAUUAUAUUAGUUUCAGAUCAGAGGAUUGACAUUUCUUUUAUGCUGUUUGUUAUUAUUAAACUGUACUUAGUUGCAGGUCCAUGGCUCUGAAAUCUGAAUUGUCCUUAAUGAGUUUCUGAAUUAUAUGUAACUUUCCUGUUACUGGUUUUGUCUUUAAUGCUUUGUUGGUAAAUGGGAAUUGGGGUCUCUUGUUUUAGUUGUUGUGAAGCUAGAGUUAGUCUUAUUUGUUGGUAUCAUUGAUUUUUAGGGUUUAUGGACGUUUUGCAAUUGCGUGUGGUGGUCCUUCUUGUGUUUUUGUUGUUCUUUUCCAGCAUAUUGGCUUGAUAGGUCUCCUUGUUUGUUCAAUGUGCUGUUGAACUGAGCCGUUUUGAUGGAGGAGAAGCAAUUAGAUUUCAAUGCUCCCCUUCUAUCAGUGAGGCGAUUCUCUGGAACAUCUGUGACCUCCGAAGUGGGUGACAAUAAGAGGAGUGAGAAAUUGGCAGUUCAGAAUCUCACUCCUCCUACCUAUAAAUCUGACUUAAAAUCAGGGCCAGUGAGAAAUCCUGGCACAAUUCCUUUUGUUUGGGAGCAAAUACCUGGAAGGCCCAAAGAUGGAGGAAAUGAUGGGUCACCUAAAUCUCUUGAAAGGCCACCAUUGGCACCUAAGCUUCCUCCUGGUCGAAAAUUCAAUGCUAAGAAGCCCCCUAAAGAUGAUGAAAAACCAGAAAACAAAGACAUCAUGAACGCUACUCGUCUUCAACCCAUUGAAACAUCAACUGGGUCCUAUGGCUCUUCAUUGAAAACCAACAUUAGAUCUUUUAGUACUUCGGGUUACCAUGGUGCCUCAUCAAAAACCAAUAUGAAAUCUUUUGGUAAUUCUUACAAGGAAAGUACGAAUUCCAUGGCUCUCUUGGAACGUAAGUUUUCUAACGAGGGGGGAAGUUCAGAUAUAGAGGACGACGAUGUGUUUGCAGAUGCAUUGGACACGCUAUCUCAAACCGAAUCUUGCUUCCUUAACUGCAGCAUAAGUGGUGUGAGUGCUUUGGAUGGUCAGGAUUUGAAGACCUUGGAUAAUGGGGGUUUGGAUUUAUCUACCCGGAAGUUUAUGAUAGACCGGUUUUUACCUGCUGCUAGAGCAAUGGCCUCUGAGUCUCCUCAAUAUGCUCCCUCUAGAAAGCCACAAGUUGGGAAUGAACCAGUGAGACAGGUGACUAAUAUUAGCCGAGAUGGAUCACCCUUAGUGACACGUGUUCCUAAUCAUUACUUAAUUCAAAAGCACAUUCAAGAGCAACAGGCAGGAUAUGAAGAAGAAGAUGAUGAUGAUGAUGACGACGACGGAGAUUACAGUGUGGACUCAUCUCGCAAAGUUUGUGGAUUAUUUCCUUGGCGACUAAAGAAUUCAAUAUGCCUUUUGAAUCCAGUUAUUCAUGCUCCGAGGGCAAAAACAAGCAAACAGAUGCCCUUGAGGGAUACCUCUCGUCCAGCAGAUUACCAAAUUAAGACUUCAAGUCCUGUAACACUCACACAAAGAGAGCAAGAGACAUGGGAAGCAGUAUAUCGACACAAAUUGGUUAAUGGAAGUCAAACUCAUGAAGUUGUAGAAGAUGCCAGUAAGCCAACUAGUGAUAGUGCCAGUACCCCUUCAGUGUAUGGCAAACAACCUAAUUACUCAAGUGACUCUCAAACUCCUGAUGAUAUGUCACCAUAUAGGCACUCAAUGGGCGGGAUAUCACCUUAUAGAAAUGAAGCACCCCGGUCUCCUUUUCAUGAAGGCAUGGGUUUUCUAGGCUUCCCUAAGACAGAGAAAACUUUCAAGGUCGACAAAUACUCUUCGAGCACAACAUCCCAUCGUGGUAGUGACCGAAGAUCAGGCUCACUGAGCCCUGCAGCUGAGAAGACUGUGUAUAUAGAUUCGGUUCAUGGGUUGGGGGCUUCAAAACCUGGGUCUGGUCAUUUAGAGUCCAAGGAGUUUAUUCAUUUCAGAAACAAAGGUAUGGAGAAUCAUUUAGAUUCUAAGGAGUCUAUUCAUCUCAGAAACAAAGGUAUGGAGAAUUUGAUGGACCAGAGAGUAACAGAAUCCCAAAUUUCUGAUAGCUCUAUUGAGAAAAAGCUUGAACAGAUGGUUGUAACCACAGAAGCUGAAGCAUAUCCGUCUAAUAGAUUAAGACCGAUGGAAGAUACAAUAUUUUUGGCGGAAGAAAGUGAGGUACCAGCUUGUUCAUAUCGAACAAAUUCAACAGGGCAUAGUAAAAAGAUGGAUGAUGGUGCUGAUGCUUUGAAAGUAUCAAAGCAUGGUUCUAACAAAGAAUUUAGAUCUUCAGGUCGUUUAAAGGUGCAAUUUGAAGACAAGAGGGAUCCACAUUUUCUGGAGGAUGAACCUACAAGGAAAUCCGAUGCCAGCUUAUUUGAGCCACCGCUUCCUCCUCCUUUGCCAAAAUCUCCUUCUGAGUCUUGGCUUUGGCGAACUUUGCCUUCUAUUUCAUCUUCACAUCUCUCUUCACUGCCAUCUGUUAGUUUUCAGAAGAAACAGAGGCAUGCUUUUAAGGAAUCUCCUGUUGACCCAAAGUGGGAAAGGAUUGUGAAAUCCUCUGCACCACAACGCAACCAUCUAAGAUUUUCUUCAGAGGUACAACUUGAAACCACCUGAUGGUUAAUUCUAGAGGAAAAGGUUACUAUUAUCCAUAGGAAUCUGGAAAACAAUGGGCCAUUGGAGUCAUCACUAGCUGAUGAAGUGGUGGAUGGUGAAGGAGAGGAGAGAGAGGCCAACGUUUUGGUAUCAUAUCCUGUUCUGGUGCAGUCAACUAUCUCUUUGUCACCUUCCAUCUUUUCAUUAGAUGGUCAUGCCCUGGUUGUUUUCCAUAAUAUAUUUGAUCAUUGUACACUCACCUUCUCUUUGCUAUCUAUCAAAUUACAUUGUGAUGUGUUUUUGCCCUCAAUACAGGAAUUGUCCUCGACUGUGUCCCAACAAACAGGUACUACUUGAAUAAAACAUAUAAAGCUUUAUCUAAAAACACCGGCAUCAGCAGAUGCUCAAGGUCUUAAAAUUUUAUUUCUUGGAGAGGUGAACAAACCAUGCCUUUCUGAGUUUCUUUGAUCCUGUGGCAAAAGAUAGUUGAUUUAUUUCACGUUGGUGAACUGGACCUAUCAUACCACUUCCUUUCUGUAGUCCUAAAUUCAUGUGUAGUAAUUGUAUGUUCUCUAAGCUUUGUAUUAAUCUUAAAGAAAAUAAUGUAUCAUAAGGACGAAGAGCUGGUCAAUGUCUUGUAAGAUAAUUCAAUUUUUUGAAUUGGAAAACAUGGUUGUUUUUUUGAGUUAUUAGCUUUGUUUCUUUACUACAAGGAGUACACUAAGGCCGUUUGUGCAGACUUUCAACUAAAAGAGCAAGUUUGUGGAAUAUGUACUCAUUGUGAGUGGCUUCUGAUGCAUAGAGUGAAAAAUAAUGCCAUGCCCUCACGUUUUUAGUUCCAA